Plasmodium fragile is the source of this 501-nucleotide messenger RNA. RefSeq lists its product as uncharacterized. The record is from RefSeq and is a predicted model, not a curated record. The coding region runs from base 1 to 501 and encodes 166 amino acids. The transcript has 2 exons. Gene Ontology annotation, molecular function: translation elongation factor activity. Gene Ontology annotation, biological process: translational elongation. Gene Ontology annotation, cellular component: cytoplasm. Lineage: Eukaryota; Apicomplexa; Aconoidasida; Haemosporida; Plasmodiidae.
AUGCAGGCCAACAAACUCAGCAGCCACCUGCUACGCAGGGUUUGCAUGCUACAUGGCAAGACUUUUUUACAAACCAAAAGAUACGUAUCGGUGCUAGCGAACGAAUUGAGGAGUGGGCACAUAUUUCUCCACAAUGACAAAUAUUGCGAGGUGACUGAACAGAGGCAGGUCAAGCAGGGCCGACUGGCCACGACGAACAUGAUCUCCUUCAUCGACCUGAGCACGUUAAAGAGUUCCUCAGUCAAAUUCGCAUGCCAGGCGAAGGUGGAAAAAAUUGAACCGAUCAAAACAAACGUGCAGGUACAGUAUACAGACAAGCAAAAAAACAUAGUAGUCUGCUUGGAUGAAAAUUAUGAAGAUAUAGAAAUACCCAUGAACAUUUUUGGCAUAUCGGAGGAGUACCUGGAGCCCGGUUUGCAAAUCACAGUGUUCAAGCACGAAGACAAAAUUGUGAAGGUUAAUUUGCCUUCAUCGCUGCUGGCGAUACUGCGCAAGAAAUAA